Molecule: messenger RNA, 999 nt
Organism: Ilyonectria robusta
Lineage: Eukaryota; Fungi; Ascomycota; Sordariomycetes; Hypocreales; Nectriaceae
Exons: 1
Coding region: 100-759 (219 amino acids)
Source: RefSeq, a predicted model, not a curated record
CCCUGCGCCGCAAUAAAAACCACAGCAUCCCCUUCAACCUGAAAAUCCGCGUCUUUACUCCUCCAUACCCAUUCACCUCUUCCGCAUCAAAUCUUCUAAAUGGCGCUGUUCACCAUGAUUUACACCACUUUCGUCUUCUGGUUGACCCUUGUGGCCGCCCAGGGCCCCUUACAAAGACCCGCCGUUCAUCCCGUGCCAGGCCGAGCAACUUCACAAGGCUGCUUCGGGUCGCUCUCGGCUUCUGCGAGUGGUGAGAGGAUGAAAUAUCCCGCUUCGGGCGUGUGUUGGCAACGCUGCAGACAGGAAGGAAAGGCCGUCAUGUUGUUGCACAUGGUGAAUUGUUACUGUGCUGACACGUACCCACCUCGGCUCUCAAUCCUCGAAGACGAAAAGUGCGAUUAUGAGUGUUUCGGUUAUGGUUUUGAGGCGUGUGGUAGCGCACAAGCCUACAGUGUCUUCAAUACGGGCCUGAAAAUGGCUGUGGAAUCCGAUCCUGAUGCUGUCGACGAGCCUGAGCCUGCCAGCUCUUCUGCUUCAGCUUCAACAACUUUCGCCAACAUCGGACAGCCUACUCCAACUUCUUGUACUCCGGUCUUGACAUAUGUCGAACAUUUCGCUGAUGAGGUCUCAACGGCAGUCGCCAAGUUCGCUAAGAUGAUUCAAGACUUUUUUGACAAGUGCAUCGGUCGUCCAGGAUCGAAUCCGACGAAAUUGUCGAGCGGGGGAACGGAAGUGAUGCAAGAAGCGAUGGAUCUUUAGGUCUAUAAAGCACCGCGCGAAUUACUAUUAUUAAAUACCACCGAUUGCUUCAGCUCCAGUGAGACCAUCUCAAGCCUUGCCGAUACUCAUACCCAAUCUGCGACCCUUCAGAGUCAAUGAUAUAACCAGCUUCACACUUUGUGAAAGUCACUUUAACCUGAUCUUCGUAAAACGCAUUGAACUGUGGUUGCAGCGCAUCUUCCAAGGUUUCGACACCUCCCUCCGGAUGCAGGGUCCUCC